AGAGAACCACAGCGAGAUAGAGCGGCGUCGCCGUAACAAGAUGACCCAGUACAUCACGGAGCUGUCGGACAUGGUGCCCACCUGCAGCGCUCUGGCCCGCAAGCCAGACAAACUGACUAUCCUCCGCAUGGCUGUGUCCCACAUGAAGUCCAUGAGAGGGACCGGGAACACGUCCACUGACGGGGCGUACAAGCCCUCGUUCCUGACCGAACAGGGUCUACAAACCCUCCUCCUCAGCAAACAGGAGUUGAAGCACCUCAUCUUGGAGGCGGCCGACGGCUUCCUGUUUGUGGUCGCCGCGGAGACGGGGCGCGUGAUCUACGUGUCUGACUCGGUGACGCCGGUGCUCAACCACCCGCAGUCGGAGUGGUUUGGCAGCACGCUGUAUGAGCAGGUGCAUCCUGACGACGUGGACAAGUUGCGGGAACAGCUCAGCACCUCAGAGAAUUCCAUGACAG
Salvelinus sp. IW2-2015 is the source of this 458-nucleotide messenger RNA. Lineage: Eukaryota; Metazoa; Chordata; Actinopteri; Salmoniformes; Salmonidae. The record is from RefSeq and is a predicted model, not a curated record.